This is a messenger RNA of Glarea lozoyensis ATCC 20868, 534 nucleotides long. RefSeq lists its product as uncharacterized. The coding region runs from base 1 to 534 and encodes 177 amino acids. The record is from RefSeq and is a predicted model, not a curated record. NCBI's taxonomy places the organism in Eukaryota, Fungi, Ascomycota, Leotiomycetes, Helotiales, Helotiaceae. The transcript is spliced from 2 exons.
AUGGCAGAAGUCGAUGUCUCACUUCUCUCCAGACCACCAGAGAUCUGCUCUGUCGCACUGCUGGUCCCCCAUGAGGCCCGCGGCUGUAACCCUGCUCGAAACCUUUCUGCGUUGCGGCCAAGCAAUGGUUCCUUUCAGAACGGACAUAUACUUCAGCACGCGCAGAACACUGAGAAACACGGCGAGAUCGCUGUAUCUGUGGGACCAGACGGGGGGCUAUCACAGCCACCGGGGAACCAUCAUUUGUGCCAACGCGGAUCAUGCGUGACCCUUAAGGUUAAUGGAGCCGCUCAAGUGUUUGCCGUGAAUAGCUCCGUGAGAUUCAAAGGGAGGAAUGAAGCUAUCGCCAACGCCGUGCUUCGUGCUUCCCCUCCGUCCCCUCCGUCGGCAAACUCGCAGUGUCUCGAAGCGCAGACAGCAAUGGCGAAGAGUGCAAUGAGCCUGUCCCGGCGCCCGUACAACCAGGGGCAAGGUACCCGCCCUGAAGGGGGUGGGAUUCGACUGCUGAUUCGUCCUCAGGCGAGUCCGUCAUGA